ACUGAUCUGCCGGUCCCUCCUCCUUGAACACAAACACAACAGGAGGGAGAGGGGCAUCAGUCCUGAUUUGAAGGUUCCUGCUACUAGAAUUCGUUAUUCCCACUUUUGGAACAGCGCUUUUUUGUUGGAUGCUCCCGGGUCCUGAGAUGAAAUUCAGCUUCCGACAGCCCAGAUCGAAUUCUUGCAGCAGAGCCUGAGAGCCAAACCUGAGCUGCUUCUGUCUGGAAGGAUUUCUGCAGGGAAAGCUGAUGCAUUUGCUUGAGAACAUUUUCAAUGGAGACCGAGUUUACUAUUAUCUGCCCAUAUUAUCUGCCUGCUGCUCCUUAAAGUGGAUCAAACACGUGUGACCAUGGAAAGCUGGAAGGAUUAACAACAUUUCAAAGAAGAGACACUUUUGUACCCGAAUUCUGCAGAAUUCACUUGCGCAGCCGGAUAGAGGGUCACAUUCUUCAUUAGACGAUGAUAUGAUUUAACCUAAAGAUGAGCUGCAAGAGAGAGUUGUAACUAUAUCCAACUAUAUACAGGAACUCAAGAAGAAAAAAGCUGACCAAACUACACAACAUGAUACAUUUAUGGCUCAUCCUUGCGGUUAUUAUAUUCAUGCCACAAAAUGUUCUCUCCUGCCCCCAUCCAUGUGCCUGUUACGUCAACUCUGAGGUCCAUUGUACCUUCCGCUCCCUCGCUGCAGUGCCAUCAAGAAUACCAAAACAUGUGGAAAGAAUUAAUUUGGGAUUCAACAGCAUUCAUUCUAUUGGGGAAGAUUCAUUUGCAGGAUUAUCGAAACUAGAAUUACUUUUGAUCCAUAGUAAUGAUGUCCGCAAUGUUCCCAAUGGUGCUUUUAGAGAUCUGGUUUCUUUACAGGUGUUCAAAAUGAGCUACAACAAACUGAAAGCAAUUACCAGUCACACCCUCCAUGGUCUUUUGGGCCUGACAAGAUUACACAUUGACCAUAACCAAAUUGCAUUCAUACACCCCAAUGCCUUCAAUGGUUUAACUUCUUUGCGACUUCUUCAUUUAGAAGGAAACUUGCUACAACAGCUACAUGCCAAUACAUUUUGCACCUUCAAUUUCUUAGGUUAUUUCAGACAGUCUACAUUAAAACACCUUUAUUUAUCAGAUAACAUGAUUCGGUCACUACCUGCAGACAUGAUAAAAACAAUGCCCUUACUGGAAAACCUCUACCUUCAUGGAAACCCAUGGAUCUGUGAUUGUAACAUUAAGUGGUUACUUGACUGGGCUGAGCAAACGGAUGGCAUUAUGAAAUGUAAGAAAGAUAGAUCGUAUGAAAAUGGUCAACUGUGCCCUGCAUGCUCCUCUCCAAAGCAUCUACAGAAGUGGGAAAUCCAGAGUCUGAAAGAUGUUUCCUGUUCUAGACCUGUUAUAUACUCAGCACUUCGAGACAACAGUACUUAUGCCUACACAGAAGAAGAGAACGGGAAUGAUCCACCAGUAACAGAGUCUUAUCAUAACCUGCUAGGGAAAGUCAUAUUAAAUAUGACUGAUGAGCAUGGGAACAAAGUCAGUUUGGACUGUGAUAUGAUAAAACCAGGAGACUUCAGCAAAAUUAUUUGGAGUCAACAUCAUGCAGAGGAAAUCGAUAUCAAUGCCACAUUUAGUCUUGAUUUUGAAUGCCCAAUGAAUCGCGAAAACUACGAAAAAUUAUGGAAACUAAUAGCCUAUUAUAGUGAAGUACCUGUAAAGCUGGAAAGAGAAGUACAGUUUAGUGACAGUCCCAAAAUGACUUAUAGAUACAGACAAAAUGUAGACCAUGAUUCAUAUUAUUACACAGGUGUUAAAGCUCUAAUAUCAUCAGAGCCAUCUUGGAUAAUGCAAACAUCUGUCAACAUCCAGUUGAAUAGAAAAAUGAGCACAGCAAAGAAAGUCACUUUAUCUUUCUCCACACACUUUUCAGAGUCUAUACACACAAAGGGGAUACAGUAUCCUCAGAAUAAUUGGGUGUUGAUUGAGAAAAAUGAAAAAUUGAAGACAUCCUGCACUGCUGUUAAAGGAACUAUCUGUCAGCUUAACUGUCAUGUAAAGUCAUCGGAAACCCCCUCAAUAGAAUGGAGUCUUCCAGAUGGAACAAUACUCAAAGCUCCAUACAAUAGCCCGGGAAGCAGAUUUUCCAUAUCUCCCAGUGGGCAGUUAGUUAUAAAAGAAGUAGAUUUUCCUGAUUCUGGAUUGUAUUAUUGCAUUGCUCGAGUAAAGCAUGAAGUAGAUAUGCAGCUAUUUAGAGUCACAGUUCAAUCCCCAUCAAGUGAUGUAGCUGAAAGUCAUAUUCACGUUCUUACGAAAAAUGUAGGGGAUCCCAUAGCCUUGGCUUGCAAUGUAGUGGGUAAUCCAGAUGCUGACGUAAAUUGGAUUUUGCCUAGUAAUAAAAUUAUUGAUGCAUCAGUAAAUAAUACUGGUCUAUAUUUUUUAAAUAAUGGUUCCUUAGCAAUUAUGAAUAUGAAACCUAGUGACGGCGGCUUGUAUAGAUGCAUCGCUGUUAACCAACACGGGACAGAUCACUACAGUGUUCAAGUAGAAAUAAACAGAAAAGUGCCUUAUCAAAUAAUAAAAACAAAAAAACAGCCUUCUUUUAAAGUGCCAACAAAACCUAAGUAUAACAUCAUAGAUGAUGAUGGCGGCUCGGGGGAAAAGGAUACUCAAGAAGAGUCAGUUAAAUAUAAUGUCAAAAACAGGGGACACCUUGUAAAGAAAAUUGGUUCUGCUUCAACUAAUGUCCAUUCUAAGCAAAACAGAAAGGACAGGAGGAAAAUGAAACCAUGGAAGGGUACAGAAAGAUCCAAAGGGAGCAAUAUUGCAGAAGGUCGAAGGAAGUUUGAAUCAAGAAGAAGAAUUAAUAUGGGAAAUAAACAGAUUGAUCCAAAACAAUGGGCUAAUAUUCUAGCAAAGGUGAGAGGGAAAAAUCUUCAAAGAACAACAGAAAUUCCCCUUACCACACAAGCCACUCCCACCUCUGCAUUAGGGCAUAAACCUACACCCCCUUCUUCUAUUGCCAUGCCACCACCUGCAGAAGAACCGGAACCUUAUGUAGAAGAGACAUCCUCAGAUGAAGAUGAAUUAUUAUUUAUGACUUCUUCCCCACAAGUAACAAUAGCACAGAGUAACGUUGAUGAAACAUCUCCCUCUAACAGAAUUUUGACCAUAAUCAAAGAAGAAACAGAUAAUGAGAAAACAUUCAAAACAGAGUUAUCCACUCCAAACACAGAUCUGACAACUAUUGAGAAUUCUAAAGCAGGCAGUUUCACUUAUUCAACAAAUGAAAAUGUCAUUCUGGAAAGAGAUGAAAUUAACAGUAAUGCUCCAACGACAUAUAUCCAAAUGAUUGAAAAUGAAUAUAUAGUAGACAGUGUAACAGCCGACAACUAUGUUGAGGAGCAAUCAAAUAAAAAGACUGUGUUUGCAAGCGAGACCAGUUUGGAAGCAGAUUCAGAAAGCAGUACAGUGGAAAUGCUUAGUGUGGGAACUGAUGAUGUCAAAGAUCUUUCUACUGCUUCGGAUAUAACAGUGUCCCCACUGCUGCUUGGUGUGGAAAAGUCUACAGCAAUAAAAAGUGGUGACUCAUAUUUUCCAAAUGAACCAUCUCAGCUUCCUCUAACUGCUGAAAGUGAUCGUAGUCGUACUUCUGAAAACUUAUGGACAGAAAACAAUGAUAUUCUUACUACAAUCAACAGAGAAGUUCAAACCACUCCUGUGGCUGAGCAUGAACAGGCUCUUCAAACAGACAGCAUGACAUUUAUAUCUAAUGCUAUUACCCCAACACCAUCUGAUGACCAAUUGAACAUCUAUGCCUUGGUUCCUUCCCAAACAUUUAUUCCAUUAACCACUGACACUCCUGUAGAAAAUGUAAUUGAAGUAAGUUACACAAAGGACUAUGCUGGACAUAUAGGCAUUAUUUCCACAAAAAUAAGCAGUAAAAGUUCUAUUUCCCAGGAGCAGAGGAAUAAUAUUUAUAAAGCUGAGCCUACAAUUACAGCAACUAGAUCUACAGAAAAAACAAAAACAGAACAUCGAAUGAGGACUACUACAACAAUCCCUAAUGCUAUUAUUAGUGCAAUGCCUGAGAAAAGUAUGAUGAAUUUUAUAGUUCAGGGGUCAACAUUUAGAACAAAUUACCUAACAAGUCAGGCACAAAGCACAACUACAACAACAGUACGUACAAAUGGAAAUAUUAAUCUCCAUAGACGUCGACCAAAUGGGAGGAGAAGACUUCGACCAAAUCGGUUAAAAUUACGCCAGAAUCAGAUUGUUCCAACAGUACAAACUGUCUUAGACCGUUUUCUUCAAAAGCCUUUUACACCACCAACAAAACGACAGGACAUCUCUAAUGAAAGCAUAAUACCUACAGAGUUUAAAAAUGUUUACACAAACACUGUUCCAUCUUCUAGACCUGCAUCUAAUGCUGAAAUAUUUGGAUUGCCCAUUCCCACGCCAGUAACAACACCACAAAUAGUCAAGACCCAUAAGAUAGCUGAACAUGCGAAUGCAAAUAAUGUAUUUACCUUGCAUCCCAUUGUUACCACAAAUAGUAUACAAAAUGUCCAGACCUCAACAUUGGUUAGAAAAAAAGACAACAUACUGACCAGUCAUAUUAAAUUUCCCAAUACAAUGCAAGUAACUACAAAGGCGUCUCAGUAUGCAAGAUAUACAACUGUUCCAUAUACCAGCUCACAUAUACCAAUCGAGUCAUCUACAAAAAUGCAGUCAGAAUCUGAGUUGUUUCCAUUACCUGUUACAAAAGAACCUCCAAAAAUAACCACUACUGCUGGUACAACAGAACAUAGCUUUCAAUAUCUAGACAAUGUUCAGAGCAGCCCAGAGCAUCCUGAAUUUAUACCUUUAAUCACCGAUUCCUCUGUGUUUACCACUAUAAAACCUGUAGAAACCACAGUUCGAUAUGACACUCCAAUGCCUGAGAAGAAACAAAGAAAAUUUUCAGCCACAGUAUCUUCAAAAACAGAAAGGAAAACAGUAUCUUCAACAGUAUCUUCAUACAAAGGAACUAAGGAGAGUAUUACUAAGCCAUAUGUAAGAACUACGCAAAGUGUUCACAUUAAGUUUAUGCCUUUUACAGAGAAAGCUUUUAUUCCUACUGCUCAUUUCCAUUUGCCUACUGCCCAAGCUACAGCUUCCACAAGGACCAAAGAUCAUCAAAUCAUGGUUCCAACAGCACCAUCAAAAGUUAAAAUAGCACAAAUAAGCACCCCAUCUUCCACGCAAAAUGAACUGGACCAGCUUCUGCACAUUCAAUACAAAAUGCUUAUUCCACAAAUACAGGGACAAUUUAAGGACAAUUAUAUGGCAAUAUCAAACAACAGUGUUUUAUAUAAUACAAAAUUGCAUCAGUCACGCAUAAUACCUAAUAAUCAAAAUAAUGUGAACCCUCCAGUUAAUUAUGGUCCUGUACGUGGAACCAAGAGACCACCUUAUAUUGCCACGCAAGGACCAUUACGCUACUUUGUAACAAACCAACCAUUUGUGAUGACAAAUAAACCGGAAAUCACAGCAUAUACAGCACAAGGCAAUCAAGAGAAAAAAACAUUUACCCCUCAACAGGUGACCACAAAACUGGCGACAACAACCACAACAAUUGUACCAUUAUUUAGACCAAAGCCAAUGACUCCAAGCCGAUUUCAUCAAGGCCAGCGCACAUCACCCUAUUACAGACCUGCAGGGAAUACUCUCAAUAAUAAUGGCAAAGACUUAGUUGCAAGAAUUCCUUAUCAAGGAAAUCCAUAUUACUUAAAUUCAAGAUUCCAGUAUCGUUUUAACAGAAUAUCUGCUGCUACACUUAAACCUCCUAUAACUACCAAAUUGUUUGCAGAUGGUGCAAAUAAAAAAAACAGCUAUAUUUCAGCUGCCAAGACAACAGUAUCAAGUGCCAUAUUCAAAGCCACUGUUGCACCUUUGUCAGUGAUGCCUGUAACCAAGCCACCAACACAAAAACAAAUGCAGCUGACUACUCCUUCUCAUAUUGAACUUACUCAAGCACCCAAAUCCAGCUCCACUGUUCAGCUCAACAGGUACUUUAAUCACAUAAACAACAAGCCAUCGAUUGUCGAAGGAUCUAAGCUGACAAACCUCAAUGAAAUCCAAUCUUCAGUAACUCGAAGACCUCAAGGUAUCAAGCCACGGAUUGCAACCACUGGGCUGCAGUCAUUAUCUGUGCCCUUUGAAACAAAUGCAGUUAUACCAUGUGAAACCUUGGGUGAUCCUAAACCUUCCAUCACCUGGACAAAAGUUGCCACUGGAGCAGUAAUUUCAAAAAAUACAAGGAUGCAACGUUUUGAGGUCUUGGAAAACGGUACUCUCAGUAUUCAAAAACUUCAGUUACAGGACCAUGGACAGUAUUUGUGUACCGCGCAGAACCAGCAUGGCAUCGACAAGAUGUAUGUGACCUUGACUGUGGUGGUCCAACAGCCUAGAAUAUUAGGACCUCGUUAUAAGGAUGUUACUGUGUACAUUGGAGAUACAAUUUCAAUGGACUGUCCUGCAAGUGGUCUACCAUCUGCGCACAUUUCUUGGAUAUUCCCAGACAGAAAAAUAAUACGGACCAUAUCAGCUACAGAAAGUCGUAUUAGGCUUCAUGAAAAUGGGACAUUGACAAUUAAGGAAACAACCUUUACUGACAGAGGAAUUUUCAAAUGUGUUGCUAGCAAUGUGGCAGGAGCUGACAGUCUAACAGUAAGGCUUCACAUUGCUGCCUUGCCUCCAAUUAUUAAACAGGAAAAGGAAGAGAACAUUUCCCUUCCUCAUGGUAACAGUGUUUAUAUCCAUUGUUCUGCAAAAGGCGCUCCAUCUCCGAAUAUACGUUGGGCUCUUUUUGAUGGUACACAGGUUCGGACAUCCCAGUUUGUAAAUGGAAAUUUGUUUGUUUUCCCAAAUGGAACAUUGUAUAUUAGAAGCUUAUCACAGAAAAAUACCGGAAAAUAUGAGUGUAUUGCCACAAACAUUGUUGGAGCUGCCAGAAGGACAAUCAUGCUUGAUGUAAAAAAGUAUGCAACGAAUGCCAAGAUCACUGCAAGUUCCCCCCAAAAAACUGAUGUGACAUAUGGAAGUACUCUGCGCCUGGACUGCAGUGCAGCUGGUGAUCCAUGGCCAAGGAUAUUGUGGAGACUUCCCUCUAAACGAGUGGUGGAUUCAUUCUUCAGCUUUGACUCCAGAAUCAAAACAUACUCCAAUGGAACACUUCUUAUUUAUUCAGUUACUGAAAAAGAUGCCGGAGACUAUUUGUGCAUGGCACGGAACAAACUUGGAGAUGAUUACCUGGUUCUUAAAGUAAAUGUGAUGAUGAAACCUGCUAAAAUACAGUAUAAAAAUGAAGUAGACCACAAAGUUAUGUAUGGUGGAGAUCUAAAGGUUGAUUGUAUAGCUACUGGUGUGCCUAACCCUGAGAUUUCUUGGACUCUUCCUGAUGGAAGCAUGAUCAAUAACAUUAUGCAGUCAGAUGACGGUGGCUCCAGGACAAGAAGAUAUGUUGUAUUUAAUAAUGGAACCUUAUAUUUCAAUGAAGUAGGGAUGAAGGAAGAAGGGCACUAUACAUGUUAUGCUGUAAACCAAAUUGGACAAGAUGAGAUGCGUGUCAGUGUGAAGGUAGUAGCAGAAAAAGCAAUUAUUAAGAAUAAAACCUACUCUAUACUACAUGUGCCUUAUGGGGAUGUAGUCACAGUUUCAUGUAAAGCAAAGGGAGAACCUGUUCCCAAGAUCACUUGGCUCUCCCCUUCAAACAGACCAAUACCUUUGUUAUCAGACAAAUAUCAAAUUUACAGAGAUGGAACUCUUCUGAUUCAAAAAGCACAAAGAGCUGAUAGUGGAAACUAUACAUGUAUAGCACAGAAUACCGGCGGAGAAGACAAAAAGAUUGUGUGGAUCCAAGUUAAUGUUUUACCACCUACAAUAAAUGGUUUCUCAAAUCACACAACAACCAUAAAACAAAUAGCAAUGAGAGAUUCUCGACUUAUGCUAGACUGCAAAGCGGAAGGAGUCCCAACACCACGGGUCAUGUGGGCAUUUCCUGAAGGGGUGAUUCUUCCUGCUCCCUACUAUGGAAACAGAAUUACUGUGCACCGUAAUGGGACGCUUGAUAUCAAAGUUUUAAGGAAAACUGAUUCAGUACAGUUGACAUGCAUAGGCCGAAAUGAAGGUGGAGAGGCAAGAUUAACUGUACAUCUGACGGUUACUGAUCCAACAGAAAAGCCUAAAUUCAGUAUUGAACAUGAAAAUAUUGUUGUAAGUGAGGGACAAUCAGUAAGUUUAAAUUGCUCAUCCCAUGGAAUUCCAGUGCCAGAGAGAAUAUGGUUUCUUCCAAAUGGAACUGAAGUUCACAACAGUAAACAGCUUCACAGAUUAUACCAUAGGAAUGAUGGCACUCUGCUCGUUGGGUCCAUAGCAGUAUCUGAUGCAGGAACCUAUCGGUGCAGGGCUAUAAACAUUGCUGGAUUUGCAGACAAAUUUGUCACUUUACAGAUCGGCCGUAAACCACAAAUGAAGAAUAACUACAAUAAUUUAAUCAGCAUAAUUAAUGGCGAGACAUUACAACUUCAUUGUUCAACACAUGGAGAGUCCCAGCCUCAGAUUUCAUGGACACUGCCUAAUGGUGUGAUUCUUGAUGGUCCACAAACCAGAGGUCGCGUUUCCUUGUUAUGGAAUGGUACUCUUGUUGUGCGUGAUACAUCUGUGUACGACCGAGGAAGUUAUAUAUGUAAAGCAACAACGCAAUAUGGCUCAUCAACAAUGAAUGUUCCUGUGAUUGUCAUAGCUUACCCUCCACGCAUUACUACUAGCCCUGCUCCUGUUACUUAUGUAAGACCUGGAAGUUCUGUACAGUUAAACUGCAUGUCCAUUGGAAUACCAAAGCCAGACAUCACAUGGGAAUUACCUGAUAAAUCUGUUUUGACUGCCGUAGCUCAAUCCCGUUUAUAUAGAAACAAAUUCCUUCAUCCUCACGGGACACUGGUUAUUCAACACUCUUCAAAAAGAGACACAGGAUACUACAAAUGCACAGCUAAAAAUAUACUAGGGGCUGACACAAAGACAACUUAUGUACAUGUGUACUAAGACCUAUCAUUCUACAGGUAAAUGCCCAGGACGACUGCCAAACAAGUGCAAAUUAUACUGAAUUGUUAUUUGUAAAUGGUUUUGAUAGAUCUCAGAGGUGUCUCUCUGUCAUUGUGAUGAAUUGAUUCUGAGAGCUGUUUGGUAAUUGUAAUACCCUAUCCACAACUGAAAUUAAAAGACUAAAUUGAGUAGUAAGGACCAUGAAAUCCAGAUAAACCCAAAGGUAGUAAACACUGGGCCCAUCUGGUUAUGGUUAGUGAGUAAUACAAUGUAGUGUUGCCUUUUAUGCACCUUACUACCAAAGAAGUAUUAAUUCCACAAACAUCCUACAGUGAUAUUUUUUUUACUUGUAUAACGUAUUCAUUUUCCCUUAACUCUUAUAACGUCAUCCUUUUGGUGAUCUAGGAGGAUGAUAAAUGCAUUAUUUGUAGAGACAAAUAGGUAAAACACCUUUCUGUAUGAUAGCACUUUUGUUUUUAAUGAUCCUUUUAUGUACCAACAUAUACCUUGGAGUUAAUAUUUCAUCCUGUACCAUUUCAUUCCCACCUCUGAACUGGACUCUGAUAAACCUGUUGAUAUACAAAUAGAAAAAGAUCCCUUAACUGGUGCUUAAUGAAUAUGUUUUAUAUAUAUUAGUUAUCUUCUCAUGAGACGCAAAGUCGGUCUAUCAAUGUCUCAUUUUAUAAAUUAUUGGUCUUUAAAAGACUUUACGCAAAACUGUGUUUAUAUUAUUAAAUCAAUGUACUGUACAUUUUAUAAUAAAUAUUUUUUUCCCAACAA
Molecule: messenger RNA, 9843 nt
Organism: Xenopus laevis (African clawed frog)
Lineage: Eukaryota; Metazoa; Chordata; Amphibia; Anura; Pipidae
Gene: mxra5.S
Product: matrix-remodelling associated 5 S homeolog
Exons: 7
Coding region: 562-9063 (2833 amino acids)
Cellular component (GO): extracellular region
Source: RefSeq, a predicted model, not a curated record